CCGUUUUUUGGUUUGCUUUCUUCCUGUCGUCCUUUCCCGGCGGCAACGAAGAUCUCGAAUCAACCUCCUUCCUUCCGAACCAACAAAAAGUAAAAAAAACAUGGCCUCCGCUGCCCCCUCGAGCCCCGUCGCCGCGACGAACGCCGCCCCUGUGGCCUCGCCUGCCGCGCCGGCGCAGCCGUUCCACACGGCGUCGCUCUACGUGGGCGACAUCCACCCCGACGUGACAGAGGCGUUGCUCUUUGAGAUCUUCAACGCCGUCGGGCCUGUCGCGUCGAUCCGGGUGUGCCGCGACGCUGUCACGCGCCGCUCGUUGGGCUACGCGUACGUCAACUUCCACAACGUCUCGGACGCCGAGCGCGCGCUGGACACGAUGAACUACACGAGCAUCAAGGGCGUGCCGUGCCGCAUCAUGUGGUCGCAGCGCGACCCGUCGCUCCGCAAGUCGGGCGUCGGCAACAUCUUUGUCAAGAACCUCGACGUCUCGAUCGACAACAAGGCGCUCUACGACACGUUCUCGCUCUUCGGCAACAUCCUCUCGUGCAAGGUCGCGAUCGACAACACGUCGGGCGGCUCCAAGGGCUACGGCUACGUGCACUACGAGACGGCCGAGGCCGCCAACGAGGCCAUCGCCAAGAUCAACGGCAUGCUCAUCGCCGGCUCGGAGGUCUUUGUCGGCCACUUCCAGAAGCGCCAGGACCGCCCCGACCUCGCGGACUGGACCAACUGCUACGUCAAGAACAUCCCGCACAACUGGGACGACGCGACGUUGCGCAAGGAGUUUGAGGUGUUUGGCUCCAUCACGAGCUGCGUCGUCAUGAAGGACGCCUCGUCCGAGGGCAACCGCGGCUUUGGCUUUGUCAACUUCGACGAGCCCGAGUCGGCCCAGAAGGCCGUCGAGGCCCUCAACGACAAGGUUGUCGGCCAGGAGGACGGCGCGGACAUUGCGCUGUACGUCGGCAAGGCCCAGAAGCGCAGCGAGCGCGAGCGUGAGCUCCGCAACAAGUUUGAGGCGCUCAAGAUGGAACGCAUCAACAAGUACCAGGGCGUCAACCUGUACGUCAAGAACCUCGACGACCAGCUCAACGAUGACGAGCUCCGCGAAGCGUUCACGACCUGCGGCACGAUCACGAGCUGCCGCAUCAUGAAGGACCCGUCGGGCAACUCGCGCGGCUUUGGCUUUGUGUGCUUUGCCACGCCCGAGGAGGCCACCAAGGCCGUCACGGACAUGAACGGCAAGCUCGUCUCGGGCAAGCCCAUCUACGUGGCCCUCGCCCAGCGCAAGGAAGUGCGCCGCGCCCAGUUGGAAGCGCAGCACGCCCAGCAGCGCGCGUCCGGCAUGGUCGUCGGCCGUGGCAUGCCCAUGCAGCAGCCGCCCAUGUACGGCGCCGCGCCCAUGUUCUACGCGCAGCCCAACCAGAUGCCGCCGCAGUCGCGCCAGGGCUUCGUCUACCCGCAGCAGAUGAUGCCGCGUGGUGGCAUGCCCCGCGGCCCGAUGCCGUACCGCCAGCCCGGUGCCCCGGGCCCGGCCGGCUACGGUAUGCCCCAGUACGGCAUGCCCAUGCAGGGCCAGCCGCGCCAGCCGCGUGGCCGUCGCCCGCAGGGUCAGGUCCCGCCGCAGAUGCAGGGCCAGCCGCGCAACAACCGCAACAACUUCAAGUACACGGCGAACGCGCGCAACCAGCCCGAAGUCGCCCCGGCGGCGCCGGCUGUCCCGGUCAUGGAGCCGCUCACGUCGGCGGCGCUGGCGGCCGCCUCGCCCAACAUGCAGAAGAACAUGAUUGGCGAGCGCCUCUUCCCGUUGAUCGAGAAGUCGCAGCCGUCGCUUGCCGGCAAGAUCACGGGCAUGCUCUUGGAGAUGGACAACGGCGAGCUGCUUCACUUGUUGGAGAGCCCGGAAGCCCUCGAAGGCAAGAUCACGGAAGCGAUCGCUGUCUUGGAAGCCCACAUGGCCGCGGAAGAGUAAAGGAGGAAGACAAGCAACCACCAAAGGGAAUGAGACCGAGACUAGACGUUAUUUUUGUUGCAAUGAAAAUGGCCUUUUGUUCUCGCG
Messenger RNA from Saprolegnia parasitica CBS 223.65, 2053 nucleotides. RefSeq lists its product as hypothetical. Gene Ontology annotation, molecular function: RNA binding. Gene Ontology annotation, cellular component: ribonucleoprotein complex. The record is from RefSeq and is a predicted model, not a curated record. Lineage: Eukaryota; Oomycota; Saprolegniomycetes; Saprolegniales; Saprolegniaceae. The coding region runs from base 101 to 1966 and encodes 621 amino acids. The transcript is spliced from 2 exons.